AUGAACGCGACAGUACCAGAAGCCGAGGCCGAGAAGACUCGGGAGACGAACCCACCUCUGGAUGUUCAAGCCGACCAGCGUAAAAGAAUAUCGAGCCAUCUGGAAAAAAAGCUGAAGGAUUUCUCAUUUGCUGAGUUCCAAAGACUCAACUUAUUCACCGGAAAAUUGCAGGAAGCAAAAUUGGCUAUUAGCCUCAAGAUCGGUGUUCUCGAGCAAGAUCUUGAGGCAGACACCGCCACGAUUGAAGCCCUGAUCCUGCUCAUUGAAGAUGGAAAACGCUUGUAUGAUACUAUUCUCCAAUCAUACAACAUGGAAAUAAAUAAACUUUUCACGUUCAGUGGGCACGGAAUUUCUGAGAGGAUGGAGGAUUCCGCCUUGAGGAUGGAGAAAGUGACAGACAGCAUGCUCGAAAUCGCCCGCGCGACAGCAAGAGAUUCCGCAUCCAUGAGCGUCAUCACCUUCGUUACUCUAGUUCUUCUGCCAGGCGCCUUCAUAGGGACAUUCUUCAGUACCCCUAUCAUCGACACUCCCCAGAACAAUGCCCAAUCUGUUCAUCAGGAUCUCAAACCAUCGAACAUAUUCGUUUUUGAACGUGGAGAUGUCUCUGCCACCGAGUUUGACUUGACCUUCAAGAUUGGUGGCAUUGGAAACAGCCAUACGAGAAAGACGGCGCCGUAUAGCUCAGGAAGACUUGGAUUGGACAGUGGGAGUACCCGGACUUACUGCCCACCUGAGCUUUACUGGAAUCAUGAAGUUGAUUUCGUAGUGGGUCCCCUUCAAGACAUGUGGUCCCUCGGAUGUGUUCUCAUCGAAGCUGCUCCAUGGGUCUGCUUUGGUCGGCGCGGUCGCAUAGAGUCUCAGCAACGGCGCCGGGACGAGAACAACGAGGUUGCUCCAGAGCAGCGUGAUCUUGGACGCAGCGACUGCUUCCACAACGGCAAGGCAAGGUUGAAGACAGUCGACGAAGUUUUCGAUCUUGUCCAGAGAAAUGGCCGAAGAUGA
Diaporthe citri is the source of this 1002-nucleotide messenger RNA. RefSeq lists its product as uncharacterized. The transcript is spliced from 7 exons. The coding region runs from base 1 to 1002 and encodes 333 amino acids. NCBI's taxonomy places the organism in Eukaryota, Fungi, Ascomycota, Sordariomycetes, Diaporthales, Diaporthaceae. Gene Ontology annotation, molecular function: protein kinase activity; ATP binding. The record is from RefSeq and is a predicted model, not a curated record. Gene Ontology annotation, biological process: protein phosphorylation.